Mollisia scopiformis is the source of this 2170-nucleotide messenger RNA. RefSeq names its product S-adenosyl-L-methionine-dependent methyltransferase. NCBI's taxonomy places the organism in Eukaryota, Fungi, Ascomycota, Leotiomycetes, Helotiales, Mollisiaceae. The transcript is spliced from 3 exons. Gene Ontology annotation, molecular function: methyltransferase activity. Bases 449 to 1714 code for a protein of 421 amino acids. The record is from RefSeq and is a predicted model, not a curated record.
CGGACGAACUUCUUUUACUUUUGCUGCUGAGGAAUCCGAGAGGACGACAAAUAUCUUCAUACCUUCAUAACUGCAAUUCAAUGAUUUCAUGUUAGACAGUUUGUUGCGCAUUGUUUCAUUUUGAAUCAAGUUUUCGGGGAACAAGUAUCGAAGCCACCAUUUGGUGUGGACAAGACAAGCCACUACGACGCGGGACGGACCAGCGAUUCGUCUCAACACUCCACGUACCGCACCCUUCGCGACGCCGUUAUCAAUCACAAUUGGCAACGAGACCCUGAGUCUUAUCAUCUGGGUCGGCUCACUUCUCUCGAUUCUGCAGCCAGUAGUCAAUGGAGAUGGAUUGCUGAAAAGGCACGGGAAGUGAAGAAUGCUUCUCUAUCCAGCCAGCUACCUCGACGAGACCAACAUCGAGUAUCUUUCCACUUAAUUAAGCACCCACAACUUCGACAUGGCAGAUCUGACUCGAGGCCUCACACCAGCCAUGGAAGCAUCUUCUUCGGCAGCAUCGCAAACAACACCUUCAAUCCACACAGAACAUUCGGGGCACGACUCUGCAUUAUCGCUCGCAGAUACCAUACCUGACAGCGGACAGCAGGAGGAAGAUAGCGUGGCAGAUAACUACGACGAGGAAGAUCAUGACUUCGACGACAAUGAUUCUGCCUUUGGGGGAUCCCUCAUCGGAUGCGACACCGAUACUCUUGCUUCCUACAUUACGGACUAUCGAUACGAGAAUGGGCGGCGAUAUCACGCAUAUCGGGAUGGGGAGUACUGGGGACCGAACGACGAGCACUCAAGUGACCUGCAAGAUCUGGCCCAUCACAUGUACCUCAUGACUCUCGAAGGCCUACUUCACCUUGCGCCUCUGCAUAGUCCGCACAAUAUCCUCGAUUUGGGCACUGGAACGGGGAUAUGGGCGAUUGAAAUGGCAGACGCAUAUCCCUCAGCGCAUGUCAUUGGAACAGACCUUUCUCCAAUCCAACCACUCUUCGUACCACCAAACUGCGCAUUCGAGAUCGAGGACCUGAAUCUCUCUUGGACAUAUCCGAAGAACCAUUUUGACUUUAUACAUAUUCGGGAACUGUUUGGUUGUGUAGCAGAUUGGGAUGAUUUCUUCUCUCAGGCUUUCGAACAUACCAAGCCAGGUGGAUAUGUUGAGAUUCUCGAACAUAGUGUAUGGCCUGUAGCAGAUGAUGAUACGAUCAACGAGGAAAGUUUCUUCACGACCUGGGGAAAGACAGUCGUUGGGCUAGGGGAGAAGUUCGGAAAGAGUUUCACGAUCUGGGAGGAAAGUAAAGAGAGGAUGGAAAAAGCUGGAUUCGUCGAUGUGGUUGAGACGAGGUACAAAUGGCCGAUGAAUGGUUGGCCUAGUCCCGAGCAUCGAACGCACGGCAAUGAUGGAGACAAACCAUGGAGGCGGUUACGGGAAUUGGGUGUUUGGAAUCAGUUGAGGCUAUACGACGGCGUGGAAGGUUUCAUGAUACGGCUACUGACAGUCAUCGGUGGGUGGUCGUACGAAGCUGCGCAGGUGUUUCUGGCCCAUAUGCGAGCCGAGUUGAAGGAUCUUAAGAUUCAUGCGUAUCUCGAUGUUACGGUUGUGUAUGGGCGAAAACCAGGAGGAAACCCGAGACCUGCGGUACCAUCGUCUACUUCUACGGGUUACUCGGUACGACCGAUGGUCUCCACCAUUCCAGAAGACUACCAAGGUCUUCCUUGAUGAGCAGCAAGUGAAUGGAGAAUGAGAGACGAAUUGAUCUCACGCUGCGAGGAAGUCGCAAAGUCAUAUUGCGGUUGUCCGCAGUUUUUGACUAAAGUAUCGCGUUCUGCGGGAUUCACUGAACUGCAGAUAGUCUAGCUACAACGUAUGGGAUCCAUUUUUUUGGGAGUUUGAGCGUGGGAUCGAUCUUUGCUAUUUAUUGGGACUUAUGUUGUACUCAUUUAUGAUGCCUUUGUAUCUACGGUUUGUUUCAAGAUCCAGACUUCACUUAUAAUGAUUUGGGUUAGAUGCCUCGGCAUGGAGUAGAAGAAGGCAGAGAUGAGAGCGUUGACUGAGUUUAAAGGAUGACAUGAUAUGGAAAAGUUGUCGACUUAGGGUAUUUGGUGUAUAUAUUUUAUUCAAUAUCAAGAUGGACAUAUAGGUACCCAUCUUGCUUCGAGAGAGCUAUGAUUUUGG